Molecule: messenger RNA, 2964 nt
Organism: Cylas formicarius (sweet potato weevil)
Lineage: Eukaryota; Metazoa; Arthropoda; Insecta; Coleoptera; Brentidae
Product: CDK5 and ABL1 enzyme substrate 2
Exons: 2
Coding region: 450-1883 (477 amino acids)
Biological process (GO): regulation of cell cycle
Source: RefSeq, a predicted model, not a curated record
AUAGUAUCAAUAAAUGUUAAAAUUGGCGGUUGGCCAAUCGGUAAAAAUGAAGAAGAUUGUUUUUUGUCGUUCCCCUUUUUGUGAUACGAGUGCAUUUUUUGUUCUAUUUUUAAGCGUAUAAUUGGCAUCGAUAAUCCCAUAAAUGAUAAAACCCGCGACGAAAACAAGAUAAUAGGGAACCUUAUCAAAGGCCAACACAAAGGGGCACUGUGGUAGUUUAGAAGGCGCCUGCUUCACAAAACGAAGUACCAUCUCGAUCGUGCCACAAAAAAAAAGCGCGCGCCCAAAAGAAGUAAGUAUCAGCUUUCGUUCUCCGUCGAGAAAUGUGCGGAGAAAAGCAGCUACCCGUCGACGGUAUCAUGGUCGGUGUGUUAAAAACGGUUAUCGAACAGUGCAAUAAAAGGACUAUGUGUCGUAAAAGUCUGUGACGGUAACCCAACAAACAACUAAUGCGACUAAUGGCUACAUCAUUUAAAAGAAACCACUCAAGACGCCGCAUCGCCGCCGUCACCUUCUUAUCCAACAUAUCCUUGGACGGCAGUUACAGGGACACGCGUUUAGCGCUACUUCCACGUAUUGGGGUCAUCGCCAAAGCCCCGUGUUUCAACAAUGACAACAUUCUCGAAGAGUCUGACGACGAUUUUAGCGAAUCGGAAUGCAAGUCUCUGUGUAGAAAAGGCACAAUUAAUAAGAGCGCCAUCGAUACCGAAGAAGCUCUAAUACAACAGGAAAAAGUUGAUACUUUGAAGGAAACUCCGGAAGUGCAAAUGAGAACAAGGUUGCGCAAACGUCUGCCAUACCAAAGCUCGGUCGUGCACAGCGAUACGGAAAAGAACCCUUACGGGAGCAGUUCCGAAAGUUUGGGGCCCCCGCGUACCCGUAGCAGCACGUCGCCGGCGCCUAUACUCGAACAGGCCACCAGACAAGUGAGAGUGCUCAAGCCCACCCAACAUACAAAGUUUGGCAACGAGCGGAUAAUUAUGGUGACUUCGAAACACGUGCCCUUUAUGGUGUGUUCUUUUAUCCCGUAUAAUAAAAAAAAUCGGUCAGAACACAAGCAGGAAAAACGCAAACGUACGGUGUCAGGUAAUAGACCCCUGUCUUCGGUGGGUGACUCUUUGGAUCCCUUUGAUUUAUUGGGUAUCGAAAGGCCCCCCGACGGCCAAGAAGUAUCUUACGGUUACCUGCUCACACCGUCUCAAGUAGACAUUAGCAGAAAGGGGGUUAACGUAGAGGAAAUGAAUGAUCACAAAAGGCACAUUGUGAGCAUCCAACCGGAAUAUAGGUGGUGCUUUUCUUACGAUCAGCCUGGUCAGUCGCCACCCGAUCCUAAGGUGGAUACUUCGGGGGUGUAUCAUCCUUAUUUAUUAGACGACCCGGAGCUUAUAGCGGGCAAACACAGAACUUUGCUGACCUUCGCCUCCUACAUGACGUCGGUCAUAAACUACGUCAAACCUUCCGAUUUGAAACGCGAAAUCAACGACAAGUUCAAAGCGAAAUUCCCGCACAUUAACCUCACUUUGAGCAAGCUGCGCAGCAUCAAGCGCGAAAUGAAGAAAAUCGUCAAACACGAGUGCAACAUCGACCUGCUAACGGUCGCCCAGGCUUACGUCUACUUUGAAAAGCUCAUCCUUAAAGGGUGCAUCAACAAACAAAAUCGUAAAUUGUGUGCGGGGGCCAGUCUGAUACUGUCAGCGAAAUUAAACGACGUCAAAGGGGACACUUUGAAAUUACUUAUCGAGAAAACGGAAUCGACAUUCAGGGUGGCGAGGAAGGAACUUAUGGCUUGCGAGUUCGCCGUUCUGGUAGCCCUCGAGUUCGGGCUGCAUCUCCCUACGUCCGAGGUUUAUCCACACUACCAACGUUUACUUUACGAUUCAUGACCCGCGGCCGUCAUAGGCGGUUCCAUGGUUUCUUGCAUUAAUUUGCCUCUCCCUUUUAGCAAAAAACUUCUCUUUUAAAUGUCCACUUCGUAACGGGCACUCUACACAGCGCAACUUCGUAUUUUUAAUUAUUUAAUCGGCAUUUUUUUAAAGUCGAUUGGUAUGAUACAGACUCAAGCAUACGUACCGUAAAUUUACAUGACAGUUACUAUUGUUGCCAACAAUAGACAACUAUCUUAUAUUGGUUGGUUAGUUUUUGCCGACUUGAAAAACAACUUUAUAUUUAGUGAAUUCACUUAUACGAUUAUAAAUUAAGAAUACGAAAUUGUAAAUCCGCAUUUGGGUUUGUGUCAUUAAUCGGUGUGAUUCAUCUCCUUUGUGUACCUGAAAACUGUUUUUGAAACUUGCACGAGUACUUAAUCGUCACAGGUGUUCAAGUUUUUAUUGUCUAUAAUUUCCGUUAAAGGCAUUAAAAACAGGUGGCGUUACAAUGUCCCAUAAUUCCGGAGGGUUAAUGUGAUUUAGAUUUAAUUAUGAUUUAUUAUUUUACAACGUAAAAGGGUUUAGCUUUACUUUUUGGCGUUCCUGUAAAUCUGUCUAAUUUUGAUUGCUCAAUUGUUCAGUUCCUUAACGUUUUUGCUAGAACCUGGUGCGUACUUACAUUGUUUUGGACGUUUGUUGUUUUAUUUACGUGAACCGCUUAAAGCUGUUUAAUUUAAAAAUAUUUUUUUUAUAAUUGUUUUGUUAUAUUUUAUAUAUUUUUAUUUACUGUCGGUGGUUUUUUCUAAACAAUGGCCUUAUAUUCCUUCAAAGGUCUCGGUCCGUCAAAGGACUCGAUGUAAUGUAAAUGUAUACAUAUACAUGUUUUAAAACAUAAUAUUAAUUGCUAUAUUCUAGAAACAAGUUGUAUUGAGCUUGCGUUUAAUAUAAUAUAGCUACUUAAUUUUCGUAAUGAACGACUUGUAUAUUUACGGAUUUGAAUGUACAUUUAUAUAAACAAAAUGCACUGUUUAAUGAUUAUUAAUUUACAGCUUUUAUUUAAAAUAAACGGUUUGUUGGUUACAAAGAUGUUUUUCUUCAG